This is a messenger RNA of Drosophila arizonae, 1396 nucleotides long. RefSeq names its product Imaginal disc growth factor 5 (gene Idgf5). Gene Ontology annotation, biological process: chitin catabolic process; carbohydrate metabolic process. Gene Ontology annotation, cellular component: extracellular region. The record is from RefSeq and is a predicted model, not a curated record. Lineage: Eukaryota; Metazoa; Arthropoda; Insecta; Diptera; Drosophilidae. Gene Ontology annotation, molecular function: chitinase activity; chitin binding.
CAAACACACACAUACGCGCACACACAUCUACAUGUUGCCUAAGGGCUGGAUAUUCCUGUUAGCUGGUCUGCUCUGGCUGGAUGGCUGUCCUCCAAGCCAAGCAGAUGUGGCCAAGCUCGUUUGCUACUACGAUGCGUCGAGCUUUGUGCGUGAAGGUCCUGCACAACUUUCGCUGCAGGAACUGGAGCCCGCUUUAGGCUUUUGCAACUACCUGAUUUAUGGCUAUGCCGGCAUCGAUGCGGAGAGCUUUAAGAUCAAGAGUUUGAAUCCCGAGCUCAGCUAUAAUCGCCAGCAUUAUAGUCAUAUUACGGCAUUGCGCCGGAAGCAUCCACAUUUGCGUAUAUUGCUCUCCGUGGGCGGUGGCCGUGAUGUGAAUGCUGAGGGCGUGGCGGAUAGCAUUAAAUAUCUGAGCCUACUGGAGCAGCCGGAGCAUCGCAACAGCUUCAAGGCCAGCGCUCGAGAGGAGCUGUCGAACUAUGGCUUCGAUGGCUUGGACUUGGCCUGGCAGUUCCCGCUGCUAAAGCCCAAGCGGCAGCAGGGCGCCUUGAAGCGCGCCUGGACCUCGUUUAAGGGCUGGUUCAGCAGCAACUCCAUCGAUCCCAAGGCCGAGGAGCACAAGGCGCAGUUCGCCUCCUUUGUCAGGGAGCUGCGACUGGAGCUGCAGCGCAACGGUAAACUGUUGACGCUCAGCAUGCUGCCACAUGUGGAUGCAGAGCUCUUCAUAGAUGUACCAUCGGUGCUCAGCUUUGUGGAGUUUGUCAAUUUGGGCACCUACGAUUUCCAAACCCCGCAACGGGAUCCCAAGCAAGCGGAUCUGCCGGCUCCGCUGUAUGAUAUGUACGAUCGCGAUGCCAGGCACAAUGUUAACCAGCAGGUGCAGUAUUGGCUCAAUCACACGGCCAAUGCGCAGCAGCUGAACAUCGGCAUUACGACCUACGGACGUUCGUGGAAAAUGUCGCGCGAUUCGGGCAUCACUGGAUUUCCGCCAAUUGCCGAUACGGAGGGACCAGCUCCCGGUGGCAGGCAGACGAAUCAGCCCGGUUUGCUAAGCUGGCCAGAGAUUUGUGAUCUCUUGCAGCGUCAUCUCGGCCAGGGCAAGGAUACGAGUGCUGACCAUCUGCGCAAGGUGGGCGAUCCCACGAAGCGUUUUGGCAUCUAUGCCUAUCGAGCGGCUGACGACAAUGGCGAGAACGGCAUCUGGGUGGGCUACGAGGAUCCCACCACGGCGGCGAUAAAGGCUGAUUUCGUCCGGGCUCAGGGCUUGGGCGGUGUGGCCCUCCACGAUCUGUCCCUAGAUGAUUUCAGAGGUCAAUGUGCGGGCGAAAAGUUUCCCAUACUUAGAAGCAUUAAAUAUAAAUUAUGAGUGGCUCAGAAAUAAAGGAAAUAAAAUUUAAAU